Bombina bombina (fire-bellied toad) is the source of this 4500-nucleotide messenger RNA. It is a transcript of the gene JAG1, whose product is annotated as jagged canonical Notch ligand 1. The record is from RefSeq and is a predicted model, not a curated record. Gene Ontology annotation, molecular function: Notch binding; calcium ion binding. Gene Ontology annotation, cellular component: protein-containing complex; plasma membrane. NCBI's taxonomy places the organism in Eukaryota, Metazoa, Chordata, Amphibia, Anura, Bombinatoridae. The transcript has 26 exons. Gene Ontology annotation, biological process: heterophilic cell-cell adhesion; Notch signaling pathway; cell communication. The coding region runs from base 326 to 3985 and encodes 1219 amino acids.
CAAGCCAGCAUAGAUGAAGCAGUCACUCACUCUGCUCACAGACUGGCUUUCAGGUCUUCCCUCUUAUUGUUUUGUCUGAUCGAACGCUUGCAGCUGAUUUGCAAAAAAGAAAAGGAUCAGGAAUAAGAUAAUAAAAAGCAGAAGAAUAAAAGGAGGCUGGCUACUUUUGCAUUCAAGAUCUGCGUACAUCAGAGAAAAAAAAAAAAAAGCCUUGAAAAGUGUGUUGUUUUCCACUCGUGCAUGCUCAAAUCGGCAGAGUAUAUCAGAGCUGUGAAGCGGUCACAGCUUUUAGUUUGUGUGUGAGCACCAUUUGCAGAAGAAGGCAAUGCUUUUACGAAGGAGAACCCUCUUAAGUGAUAUUUCCUUCAGGCUUAUCAUUAUUUUACUAUGCUUACGGGUAAAGGUGUCUAUAGCAUCAGGGCAGUUCGAGUUGGAAAUCUUAUCUAUGCAGAACCCCAAUGGAGAGGUGCAGAAUGGGAAUUGCUGCGAUGGAACCCGAAACUCUGUAGACAGAAAAUGCACCAGGGAUGAGUGUGAUACUUACUUUAAAGUUUGCUUAAAGGAGUACCAGUCCAGGGUGUCUGCUGGCGGGCCCUGUAGCUUCGGCUCCGGAUCUACUCCUGUCAUAGGAGGGAAUUCCUUCAACUUAAAAUACAACAGGAAUAAUGAAAAGAACAGGAUUGUGCUCCCUUUUAGUUUUGCUUGGCCGAGAUCUUACACUUUGGUUAUUGAAGUUUGGGAUUACAACAAUGACACAAAUGAUGCUGAUGAUAUCAUAGACAAAGCCCUACACUCAGGAAUGAUUAACCCUAGUCGACAAUGGCAGAUUCUAAAGCAGAAUGCCGGCAUGUCACACUUUGAGUACCAGAUACGGGUAAUUUGUGACGAGCAUUAUUAUGGCUUUGGAUGCAACAAAUUUUGUCGUCCAAGAGAUGACUUCUUCGGUCACUAUACUUGCGAUCAGAAUGGCAACAAAACAUGUUUGGAAGGCUGGAUGGGACCCGAAUGUAAUAAAGCAAUAUGUCGUCAAGGCUGCAGCCCAAAACAUGGUACCUGCAAGAUGCCAGGAGAGUGCAGAUGUCAGUAUGGAUGGCAAGGCCUGUACUGUGAUAAAUGCAUUCCCCAUCCAGGAUGCGUCCAUGGCACUUGCGUUGAACCAUGGCAGUGCUUGUGUGAAACAAACUGGGGCGGGCAGCUCUGUGACAAAGAUCUUAAUUAUUGUGGUACAUAUCAACCCUGUCUGAAUGGAGGCACUUGUAGCAACACGGGACCUGACAAGUAUCAGUGCUCCUGCCCUGAGGGUUAUUCUGGACAGAACUGUCAAAUCGCUGAACACGCCUGCCUUUCUGAUCCCUGCCACAAUGGGGGAAGUUGCUUGGAAACAUCUGGGGGCUUUGAAUGUCACUGUGCUCCAGGCUGGACUGGCCCAACGUGCAUCAUUAACAUAGAUGAUUGUUCUCCAAACCCGUGCAGGCAUGGCGGUACCUGCCAGGACCUAGUUGAUGGUUUCAGAUGUAUUUGUCCUUCUCAGUGGACGGGCAAAACAUGUCAAAUAGAUGCAAAUGAAUGCGAAGCUAAACCUUGUGUGAACGCAAACUCUUGCAGAAAUCUGAUUGGCAGCUACUAUUGUGACUGCCUUUUAGGCUGGACGGGUCAGAACUGUGAUAUCAACAUUGAUGAUUGCUUUGGCCAGUGUCAGAAUGGAGGAUCGUGUAUGGACUUGGUUAAUGGCUAUCACUGUACCUGUUCACCGGGAUAUACAGGAGAUCACUGUGAAAAAGACAUCAAUGAAUGUGCUAGCAACCCUUGCUUGAACGGAGGUCACUGCCAGGAUGAAAUCAAUGGAUUCCAAUGUCUGUGUCCUACUGGUUUCUCUGGAAACCUCUGUCAGUUUGACAUAGAUUAUUGUGAACCCAACCCUUGCCAGAAUGGAGCUCAAUGCUUUAAUCGUGCCACAAAUUACUUCUGUAACUGCUCUGAAGACUACGAAGGGAAAAACUGUUCACACUUAAAAGAUCACUGUCGCACUACUCCCUGUGAAGUGAUUGACAGCUGUACAGUUGCAGUGGCUUCAAACAAUACACCAGAAGGAGUACGAUUAAUCUCCUCAAAUGUGUGUGGCCCCCAUGGAAAGUGCAGGAGCCAGCCUGGGGGCAAGUUUACCUGCGAGUGCAGCCAAGGCUUCACUGGAACAUACUGUCAUGAAAAUAUCAAUGACUGUGAGAGUAACCCAUGUAAGAAUGGUGGAACAUGUAUUGAUGGGGUGAAUUCCUAUCAGUGUAUUUGUAGUGAUGGAUGGGAAGGGACAUACUGUGAAACAAACAUCAAUGACUGCAGUAAAAAUCCUUGCCACAAUGGUGGAACUUGUCGAGACCUGGUUAAAGAUUUUUACUGUGAAUGCAAGAACGAGUGGAAAGGAAAAACUUGCAACUCGCGAGACAGCCAGUGUGAUGAAGCCACAUGCAACAAUGGAGGGACAUGCUAUGACGAAGGAGAUUCAUUCAAAUGCAUUUGUACAGCUGAAUGGGAAGGAACUACAUGUAAUAUUGCAAGAAACAGCAGCUGUUUGCCAAAUCCCUGCUACAACGGUGGAACUUGCAUAGUCAGUGGGGACUCUUUCACUUGUGUUUGCAAAGAAGGCUGGGAAGGUCCGACAUGCUCUCAGAAUACGAAUGACUGCAAUCCUCACCCAUGUUACAAUAGUGGAACAUGUGUGGAUGGAGACAAUUGGUAUCGCUGUGAAUGUGCAGCCGGUUUUGCCGGCCCUGACUGCAGGAUAAAUAUCAAUGAGUGCCAGUCUUCUCCUUGUGCUCUUGGAGCUACAUGUGUGGAUGAAAUUAAUGAUUACCGCUGCAUCUGCCCACCUGGACGCAGUGGUCCAAAAUGUCAAGAAGUUUCAGGAAGGCCUUGUAUAACUAAUGGCCAUGUGAUGCCAGACGGAUCUAAGUGGGAUGAUGACUGCAAUGUCUGUCUGUGUGUAAAUGGAAAAGUCACUUGUUCAAAGGUGUGGUGUGGCCCUCAGCGUUGUGACUUACACAGUAAGAGUACCAGUGAGUGUCCUGCUGGCCAGUCUUGUGUGCCUAUUAAGGAUAACCACUGCUUUGUCCCUCCGUGCAUUGGAGCCGGUGAAUGCUGGCCCUCAAAUCAGCCGCCGGUGAAAACCAAAUGUAACGCCAACUCCAGCUAUCAAGACAGCAGCUGUGCGAACAUCACAUUUACCUUCAAAAAAGAGAUGAUGUCACCAGGCCUGACGACAGAAAGUAUUUGCAACAAACUGAGGAAUCUUAACAUUCUGAAGAAUGUUUCAGCUGAAUAUUCCAUCUACAUUACCUGCGAACUAUCCCCGUUUGCAGACAAUGAAAUCCAUGUUGCUAUAUCUGCUGAUGAGAGCAGAGAUGGUAGAAACCCUGUUAAGGACAUUACAGACCGAAUCAUUGAUCUGGUUAGCAAGCGAGAUGCAAACAACACUUUCAUUGCAUCGGUGGCAGAAGUCAGAGUGCAAAGACGACCUACGAAAAAUAGGACUGAUUUUCUGGUGCCAUUAUUGAGCUCCGUUCUCACCCUGGCUUGGAUUUGUUGCCUGGUAACCGUUUUUUAUUGGUGUAUUUGUAAGCGCAGAAAGCACAGUAACCACAGUCACACGGCAUCGGAAGACAACACCACCAACAAUGUUAGGGAGCAGCUGAACCAGAUAAAAAAUCCUAUUGAAAAACAUGGAGCAAAUGGCGUUCCUAUUAAAGACUACGAAAACAAAAAUUCCAAAAUUGCAAAAAUCAGGACACAUAAUUCUGAAGUUGAAGAAGACGAUAUGGAUAAGCACCAGCAGAAAACCAGAUUUGUAAAGCAACCCGUUUAUACUCUGGUAGACAGAGAUGAAAAGCCACCCAAUAGCACUCCCGCAAAACAACCAAACUGGACAAAUAAACAAGACAACAGAGACUUAGAAACAGCACAAAGUUUAAACCGAAUGGAAUACAUUGUAUAGCAGGUGCUGUCACGCAGAGCUAGUGGCUGCUUUAAAGGGCUCUGAAAUUCUAGUUCUUAAACUGUUGUGUAAUAUUUGAGUCUAAGGCUGUUAUUUACUUAGAAUCCCUAUGUUAAUUUAAGUUUUGACAAGCUGGCUUACACUGGCAAUGAUAGUUGCUGUGGUUGGCUAGAAAUAACGUGUGCUGCAUUUCACAUCUAUGCAAAACUAGUCAAGUGUCCUGACUCCUGAUAUAAAUUUGUGUGCAGCAGAAACAUCAAGGGAAUGUUUCAUAUGAAAUUUCAUAGCCCUGAUCACUUAGUAGCUCUUACUUUCUCUUCAUCCUUUGACAGACGCCACCAUAACCGAAAGAACUGCAUUUUUUUAUUUAUAUUUAUUAAUUUUUUUUAAUUUUUUUAUAGUUUUUAUUGUAAUAAACCAACUAGUUAUGUAUUUGAAAGUGCCUUUGCAGCUUAAAACCACAGCAACUAUCAAAAUUAAGUUUAUUAUUUAUUUUUUUUAUUGUAUUUUUGUGU